Molecule: messenger RNA, 3389 nt
Organism: Etheostoma spectabile (orangethroat darter)
Lineage: Eukaryota; Metazoa; Chordata; Actinopteri; Perciformes; Percidae
Gene: dpy19l1l
Product: dpy-19-like 1, like (H. sapiens)
Exons: 22
Coding region: 215-2431 (738 amino acids)
Cellular component (GO): nuclear inner membrane
Molecular function (GO): mannosyltransferase activity
Source: RefSeq, a predicted model, not a curated record
CUUUGUAGGGGCGCUAAACGGCCAGAAGGGGGCGAAGCUUCGUAAGAUUUCUACGAGUGUCUGAAGCGAAGAACCAGUGAAAGCAUCACUCAGGUAGCUAAAGGGGCAGAUCCGAGGAGCAGAUACGAGCAACUGUGGUGCUGCUUGGCUCGCACCCCGUCGGGUUCUUCCUCAACGGUGCCUCACCGCCUAUCCUCGACUCUUCCUUGAGAUCAUGAUGGCUAAAAACAGAAAACAGUCAGGGAAGAGUCCAGCGACCCAGACUGACCGCGACAAGAGCCCGCUUGUUUCGCCCCCUGGCAAAAGUAACGUUAGGCGACCAGGCAGGGAGGGCAAAGCUUUCAACAGCUCUCAUCCAAACGGUCUCUCGGGUAUCACGCACAAGCUUGGGCUAACUCCCUCUGCAGCCGUGAAGCUGGGAAUCACUCUUCUCCUCGCUGCUCUGACUGGGUAUCUCCACUGGCAUCAUCUCUCACAGCUGUUUGAGAAUGACAGACACUUUUCACACUUGUCAAACCUGGAGAAAGAAAUGGCUUUCCGGACAGAAAUGGGCCUGUAUUAUUCUUACUACAAGACCAUCAUUGAGGCUCCCUCUUUCCUGGAUGGCCUCCACAUGGUCAUGAACGAUCGGCUGACAGAGUAUCCCCUAGUUAUUAACACGCUGAAGAGAUUCAAUCUCUAUCCAGAGGUGGUCCUGGCGGGCUGGUACCGGAUGUACACAGGUGGGAUGGGAUACUUUGGGAUCCCCACAAAGAUGUGCUGGACCAUCAACAGAGGAGAGGGACUCAGUCCAGUGGACAGCUGUGAAGGGAUGGGCGACCCGGCGUAUUUCUACGUGGCCUUUGUGUUCCUGCUGAACGGCGCGAUGAUGAGCCUGUUCUUCAUUUACGGUGCCUACCUCAGUGGCAGUCGACUGGGCGGCGUUGUCACCACGAUGUGUUUUUUCUUCAAUCACGGCGAGAGCACUCGUGUGAUGUGGACUCCGCCUCUGAGGGAGAGCUUUGCCUACCCCUUCUUAGUCCUGCAGAUGCUUCUUCUCACCUACAUCCUACGGACACGGAACCCGAGCAGGACAGCCAUGGUCGCCCUGGGCAUCUCCAAUUUGUGCUUUAUGCUUCCUUGGCAGUUUGCCCAGUUUGUGCUGCUCACUCAGGUGGCUUCUCUGUUUGCUUCUUACAUCUUGGGCUACCUCGGCGCCGCCAAGAUGCAAUCCAUCCUGGUCACUCACAUGAUCACUCUCGGCGUCUGCUUCAUCCUGAUGUUUGGAAAUGCCAUGCUGCUCACGUCCUUCUACGCCUCCUCGCUAGUCUCCAUCUGGGCAAUCAUUGCAUUAAGGGAUCGAUUUGCUCAAGUCUUUAAACCUGGCGUCGUCAUCUGGCUCAUGCAGGGUUUGGCUUGGGUUGGCUUCACCGUUCUGCUCAAAUUCAUGCUGUCUACAGUCCUCUCUGCCUCUGAUGAUGCUCACAUCAGUGCAUUAAUCAAGUCUAAGUUCACGAGCUACAAGGACUUCCACACUCUGAUGUACACGUGUGCUGCAGAAUUUGACUUCAUGGAGUUGGAGACCCCUAUACGUUACCUCAAGACGUUGCUGCUGCCCAUCAACGUGCUGGUGGUUGCUGUCAUUGCUUGGAAGACGAUCCAGGAUAUAGUCCGGUUCCUGAGGGACGGAGGGAAGGCGUCUGUCAAGCCUGAUGAUGCUGAUGAAGCUUCAGGGUCUGAAAUAGCUGCAAAAGGAGAGCUGGUGUACCACAGCCUGCAGCUGGUGGCAUUUGCUGUCCUGGCCAUCCUCAUCAUGCGUCUCAAGCUCUUCCUGACGCCCCACAUGUGCUCAUGGCCUCGCUCAUCUGCCUCCAAACAGUUGUUUGGCUGGAUCGGGGAGAGAUAUAAACCCCAAGUUGCAGUGUUUGCAGUCAUGGCCAUCAUGGCCGUACAGGGAGUGGCCAACCUGCAGGCCCAGUGGGGGAUCAUUGGAGAGUUCAGCAACCUGCCGCAGGAGGAGCUGCUGGACUGGAUCCAGGAAAACACCCGGCCUGAUUCUGUGUUUGCUGGGGCCAUGCCCACUAUGGCCAGCGUGAAGCUUUCCACAGGCCGGCCCAUCGUCAACCACCCCCACUAUGAAGACUCUGGUCUGAGGGAGAGGACCAAGCUGGUCUACUCCAUGUACAGCCGCAUGACUGGCCAAACGGUGCGGGGGAACCUGAUGAAGCUGGGAGUGGACUACUUCGUCCUGGAGGACUCCUGGUGCACAAGGAGAACCAGGCCUGGGUGCAGCAUGCCCGAGAUCUGGGACAUUGAGGAUCCCCAAAAUGUUGGUCAAACUCCGUUUUGCACCCACAUGUCCAAGAGCUCACGUCCCCACUUCGCCACGGUCUUUUCCAAUGACAUUUACAAAGUUUUAAAAGUCCCCAAAGCCACCAAAGAUCUCAGAUAACACCAUGGGGCCGACUGUUUGUUUGUUUUUCCUUUUCAUUUUGAUGAGUCACUGCCAUUGCUGCUUUUUUACCCAAACCCCCCCACAGUUCCCCUUUUUUGUGGUGCUCUGAUUCUCUGAGCGAGGGGCUCGUACAGUAAUAGGUUGGACACGCCUAAACAGUUUGAGUCUCUCUACACUCGGUGCGUUCGCAGUUCUCGUGACUUAAAGGAACUCCCAGUUCCCCACAUUUUGCCACUCAUCCUUAUUGGUGCAUCGUUGUCAUCCAGCGAGUUUCCCACCGCGCCCAUCGGUGCCCGAGGGGUCGUAGCUCUUCAAUCUGUUGCAUUGGUUCUGUUGUAUAGAAUCUUUAGUUUAAGAAACAGUGUCUUCAAAGAGACGCAGUUCAUACAUCAGUAUUGUUUCUAACUGUGUAGAAUUCAUUUUUGACUUGUGCUGAGGAAGUUGAUUUUGUCGGGACCAAUCCGUGAUGUCCACAUACUGUGAAGCAAUAUCCUUUGCAAACUUGACAAAAGCUGACUUCCUGUACUGUUACGCACAGUGUUGAUCUCUAAAAAAUGUUUUUUAGCAGUACUCGAUUUUUUAUGAUUUAUUUCUGUAUUUUUGUGCUGAGUUCAGAGACAUUUUCUUCAGAAGCCAACAGUGUUUUAAGCGUCUUUGGACUCGCAGGGGAACACUCUGUUCUUGUGUUUGACAGCUUUUAAAAUCAUUUUUACUACAUAUCUUUCAGCCCAGAUGUAAUUCAUUGAAUUUAAUUUGAUGAUUUUUACCAAAAUUUCACACAGUAGAAGAGAUUUCAUUCUUAUAAGUGUUCCCUGUUCCAACUUCUCUGUAAAUACCCAAACAGUCAUUUUGUAAAAUACCGAUGUUCGGCCUUCAGAAGGUUAUUUUUGUUUUGUUAUUGCCAAAGGAAGUUUUGAUGUUGAAGCUGCAUAUUCGGGGGACUGUAGCACAUAAA